UUCAUUUGGGCAAAACAAGUGCAGGGAUAAGGGGAGUGGGAAAAGAAGGCGGAUAAGGUUGCUGUUUGUUUCUUGUAUUUUUCCCAUUUGAAUUUUGGCCUUCUAUCAUCUUCUUCUCUUUCACCAUUCCCACUGAUUUAAGAAGAAAAAUCGAAGAAAGCAAAGAGCAACUGAUUCUUGGAAGCCAUGUUAGCUUCUACUACUCUAAAUCUUGGCUCUUUGGGUAGCCAGCUGCUGAAUUCCCCCACCCACAAACCCCACAACCCGUUCCUACUUCCAGCUACAAAACCUUUCUUGAAAUCUUCAAAUCCCAUUGGCAGCAGCUGCUGGAAACUGACCACCUCUGUAAGAACAGCAGUGGCCGCGGUUGAUUCCUCUGAUCCCACUGAAAAGGAGGUAGACGAAGCUGGGAGCAAGGAGUAUCAUUUUGUAGUUGCCAAUGCUAAGUUUAUGUUGGACGAGGAGGAGCAUUUCAAGGAGCUGUUGUCUGAGCGCCUGAGGAAUUAUGCGGAGCGCAACAAGGAGCAGGAUUUCUGGCUUGUAAUUGAGCCCAAGUUCUUGGACAAGUUUCCCAACAUUACCAAGAGACUCAAGAGGCCUGCUGUUGCUCUUGUUUCGACUAACGGACCUUGGAUCAAGUAUAUGAAGUUAAGACUAGAUCGAGUUCUGCAAGAGAGCUUUGAAGCUGAAAGUCUAGAAGAAGCUUUGGCUUCCAAUCCGGUUAAUCUCGAGUUUGAAAAGCCGGAGAAGUGGACCGCUCCUUAUCCCAAGUAUGAAUAUGGGUGGUGGGAGCCUUUCCUUCCCUCUAAGACAUCAAAGGUAUGAAGAAGGAUGCCUUCCACAAUUUUUGUAAGUGUACCUUGUUGUAGCUUAUGAUUUCUUAGUUUAAGAGAUGGUUUUUAGAUUCAUUUAUAGGGAUGCGGAGGAGAUAUGUUUUGUAUCACCACUUGUAGUUCUAACUACUGCUGUGCAAUUAAUGUUAUCCUGGUCGAGUAUAUUAAACGAAAUACUAGUACUCAGGCUUUAUGUCGAUGUGAAAUACACGAUAAUAUAUAGCUAUUUUGCAGCCAA
Molecule: messenger RNA, 1071 nt
Organism: Sesamum indicum (sesame)
Lineage: Eukaryota; Viridiplantae; Streptophyta; Magnoliopsida; Lamiales; Pedaliaceae
Product: YCF54
Source: RefSeq, a predicted model, not a curated record